This is a messenger RNA of Chenopodium quinoa (quinoa), 879 nucleotides long. RefSeq lists its product as uncharacterized. The record is from RefSeq and is a predicted model, not a curated record. NCBI's taxonomy places the organism in Eukaryota, Viridiplantae, Streptophyta, Magnoliopsida, Caryophyllales, Amaranthaceae. The transcript has 2 exons. Bases 1 to 879 code for a protein of 292 amino acids.
AUGCGAAGAGGGGUGGGGAAUGGAGAUGGGGGCAAUAUGGGGGAUGGGUUUGAUACUGCAAUGCUUGAUGUAGUAAGUAAUAAAAGGGCUGGUAGUGAGCUGGAAGAGGAGUGUAGUGCCAAGGGUCUUGAAAAACGAGUGAAGUAUGAUGAUGUGAGCUAUGGGGACAGCAAAAUCCAAUCAGUGGUGAAAGAUGCGUGGGAAGGUGAUGUGGGUAGGCCCAUUAGUUCCAACAUAACUGUGUGCGCAAAUAACUUAAGCAAAUGGGCAAGUGAAGUGUCUGGGGAUGUAAAGAAAAAAAUUUCCUUGAAGGAGAAAGAGUUGCAAGAUCAAGAGUGGCAGAGCCGGGACCCUGAUGUGGAUAUGAUCGAAAAUAGUAAGGGGAUUGUGAAGAAAUUGGAUGAAUUGCAGCGCCUUGAUGAUUCGUAUUUGCAUGCCCCUUCCCGAGUUAAUGAGGUUAAGGAUGGGGAUAAGAAUACCUCUAAUUUCCAUCAUAAGGCGAGUUAUAGACAACGAAGGAAUUUCAUCCAUGAGCUUGAGGAUAAUAGUGGUCAAAUGCACGAUAAUGAAGAGGAAAUUGCAGAAAUUAUUUCUGGAUAUUUCUCUAAUAAUUUUGAGUCGUCUUCGCCUUCUGAUUUUCAGGAGGCUACCGCAGGGCUUGAUUGUUUGGUGACGGACAAGAUGAAUCAAAUGUUGACUACUACUCUCACGGCGGAGGAGAUUCAUAGAGCUCUUAUGCAAAUGCAUCUGAAUAAGGCCCCUGGAGUUGAUAGUAUGCAUGCUCUUUUCUACCAAAAAUGUUGGCAUAUUGUUGGACAUGAUGUAGUUGCUUGUGUUCAGAAUUGGUGGACUAAUGGGGGGGGGAUCUUGGAGGGAUAA